CUUGGCAAGAACCACUAUCACCCCUGCCGUUGCUCGUAUUGACGCUCUACAAGACAUGGACGAGGCGUGGACAAAGUCGGCAGACGACGUCCUUUCGCACCUCCAGGUGGACGCCAGCAAGGGUCUGAGCCGCGCCCAAGUUGAAGAGCGGCGGGCAAAGUACGGAAGCAAUGAGCUGUCUGAGCAACCCCCCACGCCCCUCUGGCGACUUAUCCUCGACCAGUUCAAAGACCAACUCGUCCUCAUCCUUCUUGCCUCUGCCGUCAUAUCGUUUGUGUUGGCCUUGCUAGAGGACAACGAGAGCCUGGGUACAGCACUCGUGGAGCCGACAGUCAUCUUUCUCAUCCUCAUUGCAAACGCCACUGUUGGCGUGGUCCAGGAGCGUAACGCAGACCAGGCUAUUGAGGCACUCAAAGAGUACUCUCCCGACACCACAUCGCUCGUCCGAGAUGGAAAGGCGAUUCGCGUGCGCGCCGCCGAGGUGGUCCCCGGCGAUAUUGUCAGAGUAGCUGUGGGCGACAAGGUGCCCGCAGACUGCAGACUGGUCAGCGUCUCGUCUAGCUCAUUCAGAAUGGACCAGGCCAUCCUUACCGGCGAGUCGGUCUCGGUCAACAAGGACGUCGACGUUGUCAAGGACGCGAGGGCUGUCAAGCAGGACAUGACCAAUAUGCUCUUUUCCGGCACAACGGUAACGAAUGGACAAGGAAUUGCUGUCGCGGUGCUCACAGGAAGUAAAACUGCCAUCGGCGACAUCCAUACAGCCAUUUCAUCCGAGGAAGACGAAAAGACACCCCUGAAGCAGAAGCUUGAUGACUUUGGCGACAUGCUCGCAAAGGUCAUUUCGGUUAUUUGCAUCCUCGUCUGGCUCAUCAACAUUCGCCACUUCAACGAUCCCAGCCACGGAGGCCUGCUCAAGGGUGCCAUCUACUACUUCAAGAUUGCCGUCGCUCUCGCUGUGGCUGCGAUCCCCGAGGGAUUGGCGGCCGUCAUCACCGCUUGCCUGGCGCUGGGCACCAAGAAGAUGGCAAAGAAGAAUGCAAUCGUUCGGCACCUGCCCUCGGUCGAGACGCUCGGCUCGACCAAUGUCAUUUGCUCCGACAAGACGGGCACCCUCACAACGAAUCAAAUGAGCGUCACCCGUCUGUUGACCUUUGGUGCUCACGCCCACGACAUCGACGAGUACAAGGUUGAAGGAACUAGCUUUGCGCCGACUGGAACCGUCUCGAAUCUCUCUGGCGAGUCCCUCACCGGUGUGCUUAACCACCCAGGCUCCAACAUCAAUGCCGUGGCCGAAGUGUGCGCCCUCUGUAAUGACUCCAAGGUUGCUGUCGAUGACUCCGGCAACUAUUCUGCCAUUGGCCAACCCACAGAGGCUGCUCUGAAGGUCCUCGUCGAGAAGCUACGCCACCAUGACUCGAACAUCAACCAGACUCUGUCCGACCUUUCGGUCAGCCAGCGCGCGACAGCCGUCUCGGACGCCUACGAAAGACAGUACCCCCGCUUGCUCACAUUUGAAUUUUCGCGCGAUCGCAAGUCGAUGUCGACGCUCAUCAAGCGGGCAAAUGGGUCCGCAUCCUUGCUGGUCAAGGGCGCCCCGGACACGAUGCUGGAGCGAUGCUCCGUGGUCAAGCUCGACAAUGGUCACACAGCGCCUCUGACCAAUGACAUGCGGCGUCUGAUCACCGACAAGGUCUUGGACUAUAGCAACCAAGGUCUGCGAUGCCUGGCCCUGGCCGUUGUCGACGAUGAACAGGUGGACGUGAGCAAAUAUCGGAGCCGGAAUCCUAGCGAAUAUGUCAAGUUCGAGCAAAACAUGACCUUUGUCGGUCUCGUCGGCAUGCUCGAUCCACCUCGACCGGAGGUGAGGGGCGCCAUUGCAAAGUGCCGAAGCGCAGGUAUCCGUGUCAUUGUCAUCACGGGCGACAACAAGAACACAGCUGAAACCAUCUGCCGCUCGAUUGGCGUGUUUGGAGCGAACGAGGACCUCAUGGGAAAGAGCUUCACCGGUCGCGAAUUCGACGACCUGACCGAGGAGCAGAAGCAGAAAGCCGUCCUGGACGCCAGCCUCUUUUCGCGAACCGAACCGAACCACAAGAGCGAGCUCGUCGACCUGCUGCAGCGGCAAGGCCUGGUCGUCGCCAUGACGGGCGAUGGUGUCAACGAUGCGCCCGCCCUCAAGCGUGCCGACAUCGGCAUUGCCAUGGGCACGGGCACCGAUGUGGCCAAACUCGCCGCCGACAUGGUCCUUGCCGAUGACAACUUUGCUACGAUCGAGUCGGCGGUCGAAGAGGGCCGCUCCAUCUUCAACAACACCCAAGCCUUUAUCCGCUACCUCAUCUCGUCCAACAUCGGCGAGGUUGUCUCCAUCUUCCUCACCGUCCUCCUGGGCAUGCCCGAGGCUCUGAUUCCCGUCCAGCUCCUUUGGGUCAACCUCGUCACCGACGGUCUGCCUGCAACUGCCCUUGGCUUCAACCCGCCGGACCAUGAAAUCAUGCGUCACAAACCUCGUCGUCGAGACGAACCUCUAGUGGGCAAGUGGCUCUUUGCCCGAUAUAUGAUCGUCGGCAUCUACGUCGGUGCAGCCACCGUAGCAGGCUACGCGUGGUGGUUCAUGUAUUACGAGGGCGGGCCCCACAUCACCUUUGAGCAGCUUACGCACUUCCACCAGUGCACCAACAGCUCGACGCUGGGUAGUCUCCUCGGCAAGGAGGGCUCGUCGCUUUUCCGCGGCAUCGACUGCACUAUGUUCACCGACGUCCGGGCAAAGGCAGCGACGACCGUCAGUCUCUCGAUCGUCGUCCUCGUCGAGAUGGCGAAUGCCCUCAAUGCUCUUUCGGAGGUUGACAGCCUGUUGAUCCAGCCUCCGACCAAGAACCCCUUCCUCAUCUUUGCCAUUGCUCUCUCGGUCGCGCUCCACUUCAUGAUCCUCUACGUGCCUUUCCUGCGCGACCUCUUUGUCGUGACGCCCCUCAACUGGGAGGAGUGGAAGGGCGUUUUGGCCUUUUCGCUUCCCGUCGUCAUCAUCGACGAGGUGUGCAAAUGGGCCACCAGGACGUUUGUCAACCCACCCGAUGCGCCCGGCCUCAUCGAAGAGCGCGCUGCCGUCAACGGCGAAAAGAAAAAGCAGUAAUCAUAGAGUAUCAUAGAAGGAUGCUCUAAUGUAAAGAGAGUGUUGCUCCACCAUUGAAAGAAAAGAAAUACUUUGUAUUCAUCAAAGUAGCAACAAAGGACACUGGUUGAC
Molecule: messenger RNA, 3241 nt
Organism: Acaromyces ingoldii
Lineage: Eukaryota; Fungi; Basidiomycota; Exobasidiomycetes; Exobasidiales; Cryptobasidiaceae
Product: putative endoplasmic reticulum calcium transporter
Exons: 3
Coding region: 56-3130 (1024 amino acids)
Biological process (GO): calcium ion transmembrane transport; intracellular calcium ion homeostasis
Cellular component (GO): membrane
Molecular function (GO): ATP binding; P-type calcium transporter activity; ATP hydrolysis activity
Source: RefSeq, a predicted model, not a curated record